CUUACAAAGAACUUUCUCUUCAGUUCAUCACAUUUUAGGCUAGUUUAUAGGUUAGCAAACUCUGCUCUGUUUAAUUUUGUAUUGCUUGAAAUUUAUCUAUUUAUACACAAACUUUCACCUUCGAUAGUUUUCUAUAGAUAUUUUCCACUUCAAUUUGAAGAUGGCAACUUGUGACAGCAGUAAAAUGAAUGAACUGGAUAUGGAACUGGACAAGCGUGCCCUGAAAGCACUAAAACUGAUGAAUGAACUGAUCGCAUCCAAACUGGAACUGGAGAAAUCGGUGAAAGCUGGUAGUUUGGAUUUGGCCAAGGCGCGCUACAUAAUGGGCAACCGUAAUGUGUCUGCGCUGCAACUACCAACUCCCGGCGAAGGCGCCGAUGUUGCUCCCCUCGUUACAGUUCACAGGGCACAGACGUUUCAAGAUUCCAACAACGACUCCUCAAUGGAAAACACCAUCUCACUGCAACUAGAACGGGUCACGCUGACGACUCCGUCACCCGACGAGAGGGCGCGACGAUCCUCGCAGGCAGCCCUGAAGAAACGCACCACCGAAGGCCGCGACGCCGACGAACAGAGACCUCUUUUAGACGAGGAUGACGACGAGGAUAAGUCUGUCAGCAGUCCAAGACCCGAUCAAGCCAUCCAAGACCCCAUCAAGUGGUUCGGCGUUCUGGUGCCGCAGAACUUGAGGCAAGGCCAGGCGCGAUUCAAGCAGGCGUUGGACCUCGUGGUGCAUACUGCCAAUAUACAGUUGGAGCUGCAUGCUACUGUCACACAGUUCAGGAAACUGUUGGAUACUAAACGUAGUAUGCAGUCCAAUUUGAUACAGCUAGAUACUGAACAACCAGUUGUCGCUUAGCGUUGAUACAAAAAUUAUAAUUAAUCAGCCCCAACAUACAGUUAAGUUGGAGCUGCAUGCCUCUUUCAUACAGUUCAGUGGAGCUGCAUGCCACUUUCAUACAGUUCAGGAAACUGUUAGACACUAAACGUAGCAUGCGGUCGAAUUUGAUACAGCUAGAUACAGAACAACCAGUUGUCGCCCAGCGUUGAUACAAAAAUUACAAUUAAUCAGACCCAACAUACAGUUGAGUUGGAGCUGCAUGCCACUUUCAUACAGUUCAGGAAACUGUUAGACACUAAACGUAGUAUACAGUCCAAUUUGAUACAGCUAGAUACUGAACAACCAGUUGUUGCUUAGCGUUGAUACA
This is a messenger RNA of Nilaparvata lugens (brown planthopper), 1208 nucleotides long. RefSeq names its product coiled-coil domain-containing protein 115. Gene Ontology annotation, cellular component: extrinsic component of endoplasmic reticulum membrane. Gene Ontology annotation, biological process: vacuolar proton-transporting V-type ATPase complex assembly. The transcript is spliced from 3 exons. Lineage: Eukaryota; Metazoa; Arthropoda; Insecta; Hemiptera; Delphacidae. The record is from RefSeq and is a predicted model, not a curated record. Bases 161 to 859 code for a protein of 232 amino acids.